Messenger RNA from Elaeis guineensis (African oil palm), 1185 nucleotides. Its product is annotated as GDSL esterase/lipase At5g45910. The record is from RefSeq and is a predicted model, not a curated record. Gene Ontology annotation, molecular function: hydrolase activity, acting on ester bonds. Lineage: Eukaryota; Viridiplantae; Streptophyta; Magnoliopsida; Arecales; Arecaceae.
UCUUUCUUCUUUUCUCCCCCAACCAUGAAGAUCUCGGUCCUGACUUUGCUCUUCUUCUCGUGCCUCCAGAUUUCCUACUCCUUUCCUGCACGCUAUAAUGCAAUAUUCAGUUUCGGCAACUCCCUCGCCGACACCGGUAAUUUUCUCAUCACCGGUGCCCAGCCCUUUCCUGGCAUCGGCAGGCUUCCUUAUGGCAUCACCUUCUUUGGCCGCCCCACCGGCCGCUGUUCCGACGGACGCUUGGUUAUCGACUUCAUCGCUGAGGCGUUUGGACUCCCAUUGCUGCCGCCAUCUUUAGCAAGCGGCCAAGACUUCCGACAGGGAGCAAACUUCGCCGUCACGGCUUGCACGGCACUUGACGUAGCCUUCUGGGAACAGAGAGGGCUCGCCGGCAUAUUUUGGACCAACGAUUCUCUGGGCGUCCAGCUUCAAUGGUUCGAGCAGCUGAAGCCUUCCCUUUGCACCACGCUCAAAGAGUGCAAGGACUACUUCGGUAAAUCCCUCUUUGUGGUCGGAGAGAUUGGAGGGAAUGAUUACCACUUUCCCCUUCUCGCCAAUAGGACCUUGGAGGAAGUAAGGACAUACGUGCCUGAAGUCAUUGAAAAAAUUUCGAAGACUACUGAGAUUUUAAUCAACCAGGGAGCUGUCGACCUAGUUUUGCCUGGGUCGCCACCAUCGGGUUGCUUUGGGUUGCUCUUGACGUUGCUCCCUAGUCCCAACAAAGAAGACUAUGACCCGCGGACUGGAUGCCUCAAGAAACUAAAUGCAUUAUCAAGAUAUCACAACAAAUUGCUUCGUCGGACGGUAAAAAAUCUCCGGAGCAAAUAUCCGGAGGUCAGAAUAGUCUAUGCCGACUUCUAUGAACCAGUCAUUCAAUUUGUACGGUCACCCGAACGCUUUGGAUUUAGCAAUGGGGCUCUAAUUUCUUGCUGCGGGGGUGGAGGUCCCUACAACUUCAAUCCACGAGCCAGGUGUGCUGAGCCAGGUGCGACCGUAUGUAAGGACCCAUCCAAGUCCAUAUUUUGGGACGGCAUCCACCUAACCGAAGCUGCUUAUCGCUACAUCGCCACGGGUUGGCUCCAAGGUCCCUACGCCAACCCACCCAUUAUGAGCCCUCGGCUCCCAAACUGAAAGCUAUAUCAACCAUGCCUGGGCGCAAAUUGUUUUGGAGGGAAAAAAAAAAAA